UAGUGUUAGUUCUAGUAAAGUAAAGGCUAGAGACUUAGCUUGGCUAUGGGGCAUUUGCCUAGGGGAUUAGUAUCCUCAGUGUAAUGUUUGGUUUGUGUGAUUAAUAAAAUUUGCCUUUUCUCAAAAAAAAAAAAAAAAAAAAAAAAAAAUGUUAACUUUUGUUAUCACUAAAAUUACAAAUUUACCCCACUUAUCUACUGAAAAUAACAACAAUGCCCCUUUGAUAUAUUUUUCAUGUUAAUCAACUUGGAAUUACCUAUUAGUACAUUGACAAUUGUUGUGAUUUAGUCUUUUUUAUUUGCUUUAUACUUCGUAUUUUUAUUGUGAGUUAACAUUGUAAUUCUUUAUUGUGUGUACUGCGUAGAUAUCAACUAGCUUAUUUGGUUAAAAUCUUAAGAGUGCUAUUCAAAAUUUGAGAUUAAAUUUCUUCUACAUUACUGCUCUUGUCACCUUGUGGCUUUCAUUACUAGCUUAGUUGUGUGUUUAUCGAGUUUUAAGUAUUUGGUAUGUUAUAUGAUUUUCCCCGGGUGAAAUUUAUAAUUAAAACCUUUUUCAAAUGUUUAUUUUGCAAGUAGUUAUUUAUGGGCGUAACUAAAAUACGAGUUCAAAUCUCAUCCGUAUCAUUCUCUUUUGUACUCUAUACACUGUAAUACUCUGUACUUCUUCCUAGGCCCAAACGGCCAACCCUCACUAAAACCUCGUUUAUCAGUUCAAUGUCUGAAUUAUUUCCUGUUAAAAUUUCUCUACAAAAUUAAAAGAGGCGCCUGCUACUGCUGUUGUCGCUGCCGCCUGUAAAACACCGUAACACUCGCAGAUCAACGCCCGUCUUAGGCGGCGGUUACGGCGGCGGUGGUCGGAGAUGCCGUCAAUGGCUAAUUCACACUACAAACAAACCAACGACACUAUUUCUAACAAUGAUUCCAGGAGGCAAAAGAUUUUGGAGCAGAGGAAAUCCCUUCCCAUUGCUGCUGUUGAGAAGCGGCUAGUGGAGGAAGUUCGUAAUAAUCAUACUUUGAUUAUUGUUGGUGAAACUGGAAGCGGCAAAACUACCCAAUUACCGCAAUAUUUGUUCAAAGCUGGAUUUUGCCGUGAUGUAAAGUUGGUUGGGGUUACUCAACCUAGGCGUGUUGCUGCUGUUACUGUGGCGAAAAGAGUGGCUGAGGAGUCUGGUGUGCAAUUAGGACAAAGAGUUGGAUAUUCAGUUAGAUUUGAUGACAUGACUUGUGGAUCAACGAGGAUCAAGUACAUGACGGAUGGGUUGUUAUUAAGGGAAGCAUUAUUGGAUCCUCGUCUAUCUAGGUAUUCAGUCAUUGUUGUUGAUGAAGCUCAUGAGAGAACAGUUCACACUGAUGUGUUACUGGGCUUGCUAAAAAAUGUUCAGAAAGCUAGAUCUCAAUCUGCAAACGAGUUAGCUGGUAGAGCAAACUCAAAUAAUGACACCAAUUUGGAAAAAGACAAUGGGGUUCAAAUGGCUAGCCCACCCAAGCAAGGCCAAGUUGCAAAACUUCCUCCUCUAAGGCUGAUAAUUAUGUCUGCCAGUUUAGACGCACGUAUAUUCUCUGAGUACUUUGGUGGCGCAAAGGCUGUUCAUGUUCAGGGAAGACAGUUCCCUGUUGAUGUAUUUUAUACACUACAUGCUGAGACGGAUUAUGUCGAGGCUGCAAUGGUGACAAUAUUUCAGAUUCAUUUAGAGGAGGCUCCUGGUGAUAUACUUGUAUUUUUGACUGGUCAAGAAGAGAUUGAAUCUGUAGAAGGACUUGUGAGGGACAAAUUGCCACAAUUACCUGAAGGCAAUCGAAAUAUGGUAACUGUUCCUAUUUAUGCGUCUCUUCCCUCAGAACAGCAAAUGAAAGCUUUUAUGCCUGCGCCAGAUGGAUUUCGCAAGGUAAUACUAGCAACAAACAUUGCUGAGACGUCAGUCACAAUACCGGGAAUUAAGUAUGUUGUAGACCCCGGAGUGGUCAAAGCCCGGAACUAUAAUCCACGUACAGGGAUAGAAUCAUUAAACAUUAUUCCUACUUCAAAAGCACAAGCUCUUCAAAGGAGUGGACGUGCAGGCCGGGAAGGACCGGGUAAAUGCUUUCGCCUUUAUACAGAGAGAGAAUUCGAGAAGCUUGCUGACUCCACGGUGCCAGAAAUCAAGCGAUGCAACCUUUCAAACGUCAUUUUACAGCUCAAAGCUCUAGGCAUUGACGAUAUUAUUGGCUUUGACUUCAUGGAAAAACCUUCACGGAUGGCAAUUGUGAAGUCUCUGGAAGAAUUAUUCUUGCUUGGCGCUCUAACAGAGGAGUAUAAGCUUUCAGAUCCUAUUGGGAACCAGAUGGCUAAACUUCCAUUGGAUCCAAUUUAUUCUAAGGCUCUCAUUUUGUCUAGCCAAUUCAACUGCUUGGAAGAAAUGUUGAUAGCUGUCUCAAUGCUCUCUGUUGAAUCAAUUUUUUUUACACCACGUGAAAAGCAAGAAGAGGCUAGGACUGCUGUCAAACGUUUUUCAAGUCCUGAAGGAGACCACAUAACCUUGAUUAAUGUGUAUAGAUCAUGUGAUGAGUUCUUGGAGAGUGGCAAUGCUAACAGCAGCAAGGAGAAAACUUUCAAGAAUAUGAAGAAAUGGUGCAAAGAGAACUUUGUAAAUGGUCGCUCGCUUAGACAUGCUCGUGAUGUACACAGCCAAAUUCGAGACCAUGUCAAGCAAAUGGGUCUUCGUAUUGCUUCAUGUGGAGAGGAUAUGCUUCUGUUUCGCAGAUGCCUUGCAGCUUCCUUUUUUCUUAAUGCUGCUUUGAAACAGCCUGAUGGUACAUAUAGGGCUUUGGCAAGCAGUCAGAUGGUGCAAAUCCACCCAACUUCUGUGUUGUUUCGGGCAAAACCAGACUGCAUAAUAUUCAAUGAAUUGGUCAGGACGAAUCAGAACUAUAUCCGCGAUGUUACUAGAAUUGACCCCAUGUGGUUAACAGAGCUGGCUCCUCAUUUCUAUGCCAGACAAGAUUAACAUUUUGUACAAUUUACGAAAAGAGCAGCAGUGGAUUGUACUGCAUCAGACAACUCGAGUGGCAGCAGGCGUCUUCUGCCCAAGAAUUUGCCACCUUUUGCACUUUGUCGGAUACUGCAUGACCCAUUCACUUUAAGCUCGUGAAAAUCAAAUUCAUUAAGUGUUACUGCCUCAAUGGGAGUGUGAGCUCUCACAUUUCUCAAGCCAUUUUCUGUUGCAAGGGGCUGAGGGCAUAUGGUAUGUUCAAUGGUGCAGUUAUAUGGAAAAGCAGCUCAAAAGGAAGUAUAUUGACGGUGGUUGAUUUAUUCACUUGGAUCCAAAAUUCUGAACUCUAAGAAAGAUUUCAGAAUUCAGAUUUCAGGAAGCAGGGUUGCAGGUUCCCUUGACGGUGUGCUCUAUCAAGCAUCAAUGCUAACUUUAGUUAGUUUUAUACCCAUGAAGAUGACAUAAAACUUUUGUGUUCUUCCCUUGUAUUGUAAUUAUGAUACAGUAACAAUAUGCAAUAUGGUCUAAAUACAUACAAUUAUAAGGGCAUUGUCUUUUUCUUCAGUUUUUUUUGGCGGUGUGCUAGUUGAAAGGUGCAUGAUUAAAGGGCAAUGGGCAUCUGAAUAUUUAAGCUAUAAUAUAAGUUAAAAUGCAUGCAAUGCAAAUGCAAUUUGUAGAGUUGAA
Molecule: messenger RNA, 3652 nt
Organism: Chenopodium quinoa (quinoa)
Lineage: Eukaryota; Viridiplantae; Streptophyta; Magnoliopsida; Caryophyllales; Amaranthaceae
Product: pre-mRNA-splicing factor ATP-dependent RNA helicase DEAH10-like
Exons: 13
Coding region: 860-2983 (707 amino acids)
Biological process (GO): positive regulation of transcription by RNA polymerase I
Cellular component (GO): nucleolus; intracellular anatomical structure
Molecular function (GO): RNA binding; ATP binding
Source: RefSeq, a predicted model, not a curated record